CGGAGAGGCGAUGGGAAAGAGCUAACUUAACGGUGGAAACCUAGCCAGGCUAACUUGACAAAUAUAGCUAAUGUACUCGGAUAAAGUGUGUUUUUCUCAUAAUAGUCGGACUGUACUUUCGUGCAUGGGAAGCAGACGACGUUUGCUGCUGGUGGUUAAACUCGCUUCAAGGUGGCGACAGACAAGGUUGCUGGUAAGCUGAGUUCUACUCUCUCAUGGGUCAAGAACUCAGUCAGUCAGAUGGCUAGUCAGGUGGCAACGCCCACGUCCCUGCAGACCACUGCCACCACCUCCUCCUCUACGUCCCUGUCCUCGCCUGCCCUCUCUCCGUCCUCGCCGGCGCCGCUCAGUCCAGACGAUGUGGAGCUGCUUGCUAAGCUUGAGGAACAGAACAGGCUGUUGGAGACUGACAGCAAGUCGCUUCGCUCCAUGAACGGCUCCAGGAGAAACAGCGGUUCCUCCCUGGUGUCCAGCUCCUCCGCCUCCUCCAACCUCUCCCACCUGGAGGAGGAUUCGUGGAUUCUCUGGGGACGGAUAGUCAAUGAGUGGGAGGAUGUGCGCAAGAAGAAGGAGAAGCAGCUUAAGGAUCUUGUUAGAAAAGGGAUUCCUCACCACUUUCGGGCGAUCGUGUGGCAGCUGCUGUGCAACGCUCAGAACAUGCCCAUCAAGGAUCAGUACUCGGAGCUGCUGAAGAUGACGUCGCCCUGCGAGAAGCUGAUUCGCAGGGACAUCGCCCGCACUUAUCCCGAACACGAAUUCUUCAAGGAGAAAGACAGCCUGGGUCAGGAAGUGCUCUUCAAUGUUAUGAAAGCAUAUUCACUGGUGGAUCGUGAGGUCGGCUAUUGUCAAGGAAGUGCAUUCAUUGUGGGACUGCUACUCAUGCAGAUGCCAGAAGAGGAGGCCUUCUGUGUAUUUGUGAAGUUGAUGCAAGACUACAGGUUACGAGAGCUCUUCAAACCCAGCAUGGCCGAGCUGGGACUCUGCAUGUACCAGUUUGAGUGCAUGAUCCAGGAGCAUCUCCCAGAGCUGCACAUACAUUUCCAGGCUCAGAGCUUUCACACCUCCAUGUAUGCCUCCUCCUGGUUCCUCACCAUCUUCCUCACCUCCUUCCCUCUGGCCGUCGCCACGAGGAUCUUCGAUAUCUUUAUGUGUGAGGGACUGGAAAUAGUUUUCCGUGUGGGACUGGCCAUCCUCCAGAUGAACCAGGCUGAACUCAUCCAGCUUGACAUGGAGGGAAUGUUACAGCACUUUCAGAAGGUCAUCCCACACCAGCUGGACAGCGGACCAGACAAAGUCAUCCAGGCUGCUUAUCAAGUUAAAUACAACGCCAAGAAGAUGAAAAAGUUAGAGAAGGAAUACACUACAAUCAAAACUAAAGAGAUGGAGGAGCAGGUGGAGAUAAAGAGGCUGCGGACAGAGAACAGACUCCUGAAGCAAAGGAUAGACACACUAGAGAAAGAAAGUGCUUCCUUGGCAGAUAGAUUGAUCCAGGGACAAGUGACUCGAGCUCAGGAGGCCGAGGAGAACUACCUGGUCAAGCGGGAGCUGGCCACAGUCAAACAGCAGAGCGAGGAGGCCAGUGCUCAGCUGGAGCAGGCCAAGAACACCAUCAGGCAGCUCCAGCAGCAUCGCUUCUCUGAGGAGUCCGUCCUGCAGCUGGAGAGAGAACUGGUGCAGGCCAGGCUGAAGGAGGCAGAGUCCCAGUGUGCUCUCAAAGAAAUGCAAGACAAGAUCCUGGAGGUGGAAAAGAGAAACACAUCGCUACCAGAUGACACCAAUGUUGUACGACUACAAGAAGAGCUGAUUGGGGCAAAGCUGAGAGAGGCGGAGGCUCUGACGGGCCUAAAAGAGCUGAGGCAGCAGGUCAGAGAUCUGGAGGACCACUGGCAGCGUCACUUGGCACGCACCGCUGGUCGCUGGAAGGACAGCCCCAGGAAGAACACGCUGGGCGAGCUGCAGGACGAGCUGAUGAGUGUGAGGCUGCGUGAGGCCGAGGCUCAGGCAGAACUGAGAGAAACACGGCAGAGGAUGCUGGAGCUGGAGACACAGAAUCAGAUUCACAGCAACCACCUGCGACGGGCGGAGCAGGAGAGCAAGAGUCUCCGGGAGCAUGUACAAACACUGACGGUGCAAAACAAAGAUUUGCAUGUGCAACUGCAGGAGAUCAAGCGGAGACAAGCUGAGAUUGAGUGCAAGAGUAAGGAAGAGGUGAUGGCAGUGAGGCUGAGAGAAGCUGACAACAUUGCUGCUAUGGCUGAACUCCAGCAACAUAUCUCAGAGCUCGAGAUUCAGAAAGAAGAAGGAAAGGUCCAAGGCCAGCUGAACCACACAGACUCAAGCCAGUACAUCCAUGACCUCAAAGACCAGAUAAAAGAGCUAAAACAUGAGAUUUGCUGCUUAAAAGGGCAGAGGGGCAUGGCCAAACAGGCCGCUUUUGAUGGGAUCCACAUCGUCAAUCACUACGUGGGGGAUUAUGAGUCUUACCACUCUUCAGAUGAAGAUGGAGUCAAGGACCCCACCCUCCAGGACACCCAGCAGAGGAGCGGCAGUGGUGGCCGUAUCAGACUGCGCCCCAACCUCGGAGACACGGACAGCGAGGAUGAGGACGAUGGGGAGGCCCUGCGGCUCACCGUACCUUCCAGCGGCAGCCACAAGUCCACCACCGUGUGGCCCAGAGAGUCUAGGCGCUCCUCCGUGUUUCCUCUCCCCACGUCCACCUCCACGAUUGAGCAAAGAGCUGAUAAAGCGUGGAGCCUAUCACUCCUCCUGAUGGCCCCGGGCUCCUCUGGAGACACGAGCCACUUUGUGACCACACGACGUGCUGGCUGUUACACCACACACAGGAUAUUCUUUGCAGUGUGGUGGGCUGGACUGACACCUGUCCAUGGCAACACCUGGCAGACGGCACUUGCAGCCGCAUCGCUCCAGCAGUUGAGAUCUAAUCUUUACGGGGUUCAGAUCGCGCAGCUCCUCUAUACACUCACUCAGACGGAUUAUUUCUCAUUGAUUUUUGUUGUGCACAGCUCAGAGAUGCCUCGCUCCUUUCUGGUGAAGAGUAAGAAAGCGCACAGUUACCACCAGCCCCGCAGUUUAGACGAUGAUUAUAACCGGCUGGACACUAUCCUUGCAAACAUAUGCUCAGACGCAGAUAAGCUCCCAGAGGAGGCGGACCUGUGUGUGGAUCUGUCUGUGGACAGGUGCGGGUUCUCUCCAGAUUCUCACCCGGUUGAUGAUGCUCAUUUCUCCCCCAAGUCUCCUCUGAGCUGCGCCGACAGUCUGUGCGCUCAAUCCCCGGACUACGAGGACUUCUGGAGGCCUCCGUCCCCCUCUGCAUCACCGGUUGAUUCGGAGAAAUCGCUGUCCCCUCUGGUGGAUGACAUCCAGCCCUACACCGUCCCCUUCCGGCCCUAUGAUUGGAGCAGCUACACAGGGCCCGGGCUGAAGUCCCUGGUGCAGCAGGCCCUCCAUCCGGGCGUGGAGGUGGACACUGGCCCGGCGGCUAUUGCCUUUUAUAGGGACAGAAACUCCCUGUACACAGAGCAGGCUCUGGGAGAGGAGACCUACAGCGAGUACAGGAGGCAAGCUGCUGCUGCUGCUGCUGCUCUGCUGUACCCUGAGAGAAGCCUGCAUGGAAAAAAACCAGAAGUGAAGGCCUCGUCUAACCUGCUGUGCUCCAGUCUGAUCCUGAAUGGUGCUUACAAGUGUGUGGAGUGCAGUAAGGUUUUCUCCACUCCGCAUGGUCUGGAAGUGCACGUCCGAAGGUCUCACAGUGGCACUCGGCCGUUUGCGUGUGAAAUCUGCGGCAAAACGUUCGGCCACGCAGUGAGCCUGGAGCAGCACAAAGCCGUACACUCGCAGGAAAGAAGUUUCGACUGCAAAAUAUGUGGUAAAAGUUUUAAGAGGUCGUCAACCCUGUCGACUCACCUCCUCAUCCACUCUGACACCCGGCCCUACCCGUGCCAGUACUGCGGCAAGAGGUUCCACCAGAAGUCAGACAUGAAGAAACACACGUUCAUUCACACAGGUGAGAAGCCGCAUAAGUGCCAGGUGUGCGGGAAAGCGUUCAGCCAGAGCUCCAACCUCAUCACGCACAGCAGGAAACACACCGGAUACAAACCUUUCGGCUGCGACAUGUGCGGGAAAGGCUUCCAGAGAAAAGUAGAUCUGCGGAGGCACAAAGAGACGCAGCACGGACUCAAAUGAAGGGCCGAGUGUCCCUUUCACGGACAAACCGCGCCUUUCACCGCACACAUCAUGUCAUAUAAUCUGAGUCCUUAUUUUUUUUAAAUAGAGAGACAGAGAGAGAGAGACAGAGAGACAUGAGACAUUUCGCUUGAGGACAUUUUUUUGGAUCCACUUUUAGCUUCAUAAAAACCUCAUAUAUGAAAGUGCAUUGGAUAUAUAGAGCUUUAUAAUUUAUUAUAGCCUAAUAAUGUAUUACCUACAGACUUGUUUGCAGUGUGGAGACCAUCAACACUACUUCUUCUACUAACUUUCUGCAGAUCGUUCCAAAGGUCCAACAAACCAGAGAUAAGCUGCGAACUGUCAGACACGCAGAUCAGACAGGUUGAAUUCAUUUCUCAUGUUUGUAUGUCGACUGAUAUGAAUCAUCUUUAGAAAGGAUUUCAAACCCAAAUAUUUGUACUUACACUUUAAAUAACCGGAUCGACAAUAAAAACACAAAGAAGCAGUGAUGGAAAUCUGCAUCUGUCCAAAGAACAGAGGAGCAUUUUGUUUUCAGUUCGGAGCUGCUGGCAAAACAGCCUGAGACUCACCAAGCUGGUAUCUCACACAUUUUACA
This is a messenger RNA of Scomber scombrus (Atlantic mackerel), 4801 nucleotides long. RefSeq names its product EVI5-like protein. The record is from RefSeq and is a predicted model, not a curated record. The transcript has 28 exons. Lineage: Eukaryota; Metazoa; Chordata; Actinopteri; Scombriformes; Scombridae. Bases 241 to 4203 code for a protein of 1320 amino acids.